UCAUUAUGUUGAGAUACUAGGUCAUUAUGUUGAGAUACUAGUCAUUAUGCUGAGAUAGUAAGUCAUUAUGCUGAGAUAGUAAGUCAUUAUGCUGAGAUACUAGUCAUUAUGUUGAGAUAGUAAGUCAUUAUGUUGAGAUACUAAGUCAUUAUUUUCAGAUAGUAAGGAUACUUAGUCUCCUAAAACUACUUUCUCCAGACAGUAAUGUGUGUUUUUUGUUUUUUUAAAGCUCUGAUGGAUUCACUUCAACGCUCACUCAAAGACUUUGGACAAUAAGACUCCCAGCCUCCGUAUACCACUUAUUAUUUUGUUAGUAGUAGCUGAAGUUGUGACCCUUGAGGCCCGGCACGAUGUCCAGCUCCCCGGGCACAGGUGGCUCCAACCCGAGGAAGUUCAGCGAGAAGAUCGCGCUGCACAACCAGAAGCAAGCGGAGGAGACGCGGGCCUUUGACCAGCUGAUGACAGACCUCACCGUCUCAAGGGUGCAGUUUCAGAAGGUCCAGCAGCUUCGUCUGACUCAAUCACGGGCGCAGUACUACGGCUCUCUGCCCAACGUCAAUCAGAUCGGCAACACCAGCACCGAAUUCCAGAGUGGCUUUCCAUCGGGAUUGGACUCGUCCAGAGGGACCCGCCACCACGGGCUGGUCGAGAGGGUCCACAGGGACCGCAACCGCAUCAACUCUCCCCACCGCCGACCCGUCGACAAGCACGGACGGCAGAUAGAGAGCUCUCCGUACGGAGCGGUGUACCUGUCCCCGCCUCUGGACAACAACUGGAGAAGGGAACAGCAGUCAUGGACCGAGGAAAAACGGCCUGGGUUGAGAUUAUUAUCGCAACUCAACAGAACCAACUCAGACUCUGCUCUCCAUACGAGCGUCAUGAACCCAAACCCCCAAGACCCCUUUGGCAUGAACCAGCAGAUGGGUCGAGGUCCUCUCCAGCGCAAUGGCUGGAAUGCAGCCAGUGUAAACGAGUCGGAGGUGGACGGCUCCGCAGAUGUCUUCUCCUUCCCCGCCCUGACCAACGAGGACAAUCUGUUAGGGGUCGGUAAGCCGCUGCCCAAGCAGCUGUGGGAGGCCAAGAAGUCUCUGGCAUCGAGGCCUAAAUCUUGUGAAGUGCCUGGAAUCAAUAUAUUCCCGUCUCCGGAGCAGAACCCGGGUCUGUCCCACUACCAGGGCUUGUUAAAUACCAGCGGCUCCCUGCCAGACCUCAGCAACCUGCACUUCACCUCGCCACUCUCCACGCCGCUGGACCCGGAGGACAACGGAGGCUACUCCAACCUCAGCGGGGGCAGCAGCACCGGAAACCUGCCGGCCGCCAUGAUGCACCUCGGCAUCGGCAACUCACAGGGUCUGUCCUCGUCUCUGAGCAAUCCCUCAAUUCAGGGGUCCCUCAACAACUGCCAGCUGCAGUCGUCGCUCAGCAAUCCCUCCAUCAACUCGUCCCUGCGUCUGUCCAGCAACUCCCCCCGGCGGCGGCAGGCGGCCAUCAGCCCCCUCACGCUGUCUCCUGGCACCGAGCAGCGCAGAGGUCUGGCCAAGCAGCUGUCUCCCACCAUGUCCCCCUCGCUGUCCCCCAUCACACAGGGAGUCGCUUUGGAUACCAGCAACAUGCCAAGAGAGCCGCCGCCACCCUAUCCGCUCUACCAGCAAUCCCAGCAUGCAGUGGACCAGGGCCGGCAACACCAGCACCAACACCAGCACCAACACCAACACCAACACCAGCAGCAGCAGCAGCAGCAGCAGCAGCAGCAGCCUCUUUCCCCUCUUCAGAGCAUCCAACUGGACUUCAACACGAGCCAACACAACAACAUGGCGGCAUUCUUCAACGACCCCUUUAUGGAGCAACAGUUUUCCAAUCGCCAGACCAAGACCCACCCCUAUCAGUUGGACCAGUUCGCUCUGUUGGAAAACGCGAUGAGCUCCACAGCGGGGGGUUCCUGCUUCGACCCCUCCUCCUCUCUGCUCUACUACUCCCAGGCCGCCCUCUCGGGGCUGGGCAGCAGCCACGGCAGCCUGCAGGACCCGAUGCACAUGAGGUCCAACAUGAUGUACUCCAACUGCAGCGGAGGACUGCCCAACAUCAUACUCACUGAUGACUCCAACUCCAGUCUGUCCAAGGACAUCAGCAGCGCUCUCUCUACGGUGCCUGAAUGUUUUGACUCGGAGGGAUGCUUCCCGUUGGAGGACGAGCUGCGCAUCGAGCCCCUCAGCCUGGACGGUCUGAGCAUGCUCAGUGACCCCGACAUGGUGCUGCCGGACCCGUCUGUGGAGGAUACUUUCCGCAGCGACAGACUCUGAAUGUAAAGAGCAGCGGCGGAAAGAAGAACUCUAACACGGACCUGCAAUGUAUAGAGUGUACAAAUCAGAAUAUGCAUGCAAACGAUCUCUAUCGGGCCACUGUGCAUGCGUCCACCGCCACUAAGAUUAAUUUAAAUGUGAAAGACACCGUGUGCACAGUCAUGCACACACACACUUUUUAAGGAGACUUGUGAACAAACACUGUUUACACUAAAGUUGCCCCUCGUAAUGCUCCAGCUUGUUCCUCUCAGACAUUCUUAUAACGAGGCGGAUCGAUGCAGUUUGGGUUUUUAAAUCAGCUCUGAGAGUCUGCACCUCCUGCAGACCACAAGGACUCUCUGUCUCUGUCUCUCGCUCUCUCUGUCUCUGUCUCUCACUCUCUCUGUCUCUUGCUCUCUCUGUCUCUCUCUCUCUGUCUCUCUCGCUAUCUCUCUCAUCACCAGCUCACAGCCCCCUGAAGCCAUGGCAACCUCAUUGCCAUGGUUACACACCAUAGCAACCCCCAUUGCAAUGCUGAAGAGCAGUAGGAAUGCCAACACACACAUUAACUUUACUUACGGCACAUCUGGCAGCCCAGGAGCAGUGACAUGUCGGUAUAAAACAUAUGGCAGCGCAGG
Anarrhichthys ocellatus (wolf-eel) is the source of this 2917-nucleotide messenger RNA. It is a transcript of the gene crtc3, whose product is annotated as CREB regulated transcription coactivator 3. Gene Ontology annotation, biological process: protein homotetramerization; positive regulation of transcription by RNA polymerase II. The record is from RefSeq and is a predicted model, not a curated record. Gene Ontology annotation, molecular function: cAMP response element binding protein binding. Lineage: Eukaryota; Metazoa; Chordata; Actinopteri; Perciformes; Anarhichadidae. Gene Ontology annotation, cellular component: cytoplasm; nucleus. The coding region runs from base 351 to 2300 and encodes 649 amino acids. The transcript is spliced from 15 exons.